Molecule: messenger RNA, 700 nt
Organism: Ipomoea triloba (trilobed morning glory)
Lineage: Eukaryota; Viridiplantae; Streptophyta; Magnoliopsida; Solanales; Convolvulaceae
Product: probable ascorbate-specific transmembrane electron transporter 1
Exons: 4
Coding region: 41-700 (219 amino acids)
Molecular function (GO): oxidoreductase activity
Source: RefSeq, a predicted model, not a curated record
GUGAAAAGGUAAGUGACGAGAUCGAUCAUAAAGCAGAGAGAUGGGUAUGCGUAUUUCAUCUGUGUUAGCGCAUUUGCUAUUCGUUGCUAUAACAACCCUUGUUCUCAUCUGGCUUUUAAGAUUCCGGGAAGGCCUUUCUUUCCACUCUGCAGGCAACAAUUUCAAGAUUUUCAAUCUUCACCCACUGUUUAUGGUCGUUGGCUUUGUAUUAAUCUCCGGAGAAGCCAUAUUGGUAUAUACCACACCCAUGAGGCUGGGUUAUGUGAUGAGUAAGAGACUGAAACCAUUGCACAUAAGUCUACACUUGAUAGCCCUUGGUGCUGCCAUUGUUGGACUAUAUGCAGUUUUCAAGUUCCACCAUGACACUGGAACUUCAAAUCUUGUUUCCUUGCAUUCCUGGAUUGGCAUUUCCACUGUCGCUUUGUUUGCUUUGCAGUGGGUGUUCUCCUUCUUCACCUUGUUGUUCCCAAGUUCAAGACCAUCAAGUAAAGCUCCAUGGCAUGCUCUGUUUGGGCUCAUCAUCUUCUCCAUGGGAAUACUAAGUGCAGUGACAGGCUUGCUGGAGAAAUUCAUAUCACUGGACCUCAAAAGGGACCAAGAAGGAUUCAUAGUCAAUUUCAUAGGACUUUUGUUACUUCUCUUUGGUAUUUCUGUUGGCUUAACUGUUCUCUUACCUCGUGGCUACCUACUAGAAAUCUGA